Boleophthalmus pectinirostris (great blue-spotted mudskipper) is the source of this 1115-nucleotide messenger RNA. RefSeq names its product transcription factor COE3. The record is from RefSeq and is a predicted model, not a curated record. Gene Ontology annotation, biological process: regulation of transcription by RNA polymerase II. The transcript is spliced from 6 exons. NCBI's taxonomy places the organism in Eukaryota, Metazoa, Chordata, Actinopteri, Gobiiformes, Gobiidae. Gene Ontology annotation, molecular function: DNA-binding transcription factor activity, RNA polymerase II-specific; RNA polymerase II cis-regulatory region sequence-specific DNA binding. The coding region runs from base 561 to 1115 and encodes 184 amino acids.
UUUGCAUGUUCCCAUCCAUCGUGCACGACGCGCAAGGGCCCCUUAUCCAGCUCUCCUGUGUACGAGGAACACCUCCACUGGUGAUCAGCCUUCGCCCGUGUGUUUGUCUUACGGAGAAGCAGCGAGCAGGCGGCAGCAGCAGCAGCACCGUGUUCUGCAGGAGUGGGUUUUUUCAUUUACAACUAGAAGAAGAAGAAGAAGUCCUGAAGGUUUUGGAUGCGGGUGCUUCAGGGAUGUGGGCACUUUGAGAGCAGCAUCACCCACCAACACAAACAACUCACAUCGAUUUUUCUGUGAAUAGCACCAAAAACAAAGAGGAACAAUAGCAAGACAACAACAAAAUCUUGUCUCUUCUUGAACACUUUUUUCCAGCGUGUGGAUACGGCUCUAACUAAGUAGUGCACUUUGAGAAUUGUUCACAUCGGACGGACUGAAGAGGGAGGCAAGACCUGUGGACCGGGUUUGCUCUCUAUCCCGAGACCCCGAAGGAUAACUUGGACGCUUUUUAAUUUCCUUCGUUUAAUUUCACAGGAGGCUCGCUUUUUUAAAAAUUGUCCUAAAUGUUUGGGAUUCAGGAAACUAUACCGCGAGGCGGGACGACGAUGAAGGAGGAACCGCUGGGUGGACUGAACUCAGUCCGCUCAUGGAUGCACACAGCUGGGGUGGUGGACGCGAACACAGCCGCCCAAAGCGGUGUCGGCUUGGCACGGGCACAUUAUGAAAAGCAGCCUCCAUCCAACCUCAGAAAAUCCAAUUUUUUCCAUUUCGUCCUGGCGCUGUAUGACAGACAGGGUCAGCCCGUGGAGAUCGAAAGGACAGCUUUUGUGGACUUUGUGGAGAAGGAAAAAGAACCAACCAGUGAAAAAACAAACAAUGGGAUUCAUUACAAACUACAGUUAUUGUACAGCAAUGGCGUCAGAACAGAACAAGAUCUUUACAUACGGCUAAUCGAUUCCAUGACGAAGCAGGCCAUAGUUUAUGAAGGACAAGAUAAAAAUCCAGAAAUGUGCCGAGUCCUUCUUACCCAUGAAAUUAUGUGCAGUCGGUGCUGCGACAAGAAGAGCUGCGGAAACAGGAACGAGACCCCCUCAGACCCUGUGAUCAUCGACAGGUAA